AUGUACAUCAAACCCUGGUUGGGGUUGGGCCUCAGGAAACGGCGGAAAAGAUGGGUUCCGACCGACUUCCUGGUCCUGGUGGUGCUGCUGAGUUACGUCAUCAGAUCGGAUGCACAAGAUCUCACUCAGGCCAGCUCAUCCGACGUCUUGGACUGUUCCAGUCUUUUCGACGAUGACGUCAUUGACGUUUCCGACGACGUCAUGGAAGUCGUGGCCAGCGACCUGCAGCUUCUGGUCGACUGCCUGCCCGGCGGCGGCACGCUGGCCCUGGGAGUCGCCGAGGUCACGCCGACGCGGCCGUUGACCAUUACGAAACCGUUGACUAUUACUAAUGGCGGUCAAACGGUCAACGUCACGUGCCCGUCAGGAGGUUUUCUGGACAUAAGGUCUGGUGACGUCACCGUGUCCGGGUUCCACAUUCGCAACUGCACCGGCACCGCCAUCCGCGCCUCGGACUGCCCCACAAACGGCCCCAUCGCUUUGACUUCGUUGACUUUGGUCAACAAUCGCGGGUCAGUCAACGGCGGUGGUCAAAGGUCAACUGGAGCCUCCGCUAACGAUACCAGCGGCGUCAUCUCCGUGAGCGGCCCCUGUACCAUUGACCUGGUCAACGCCAACAUAUCAGCCAACGCCCACAGAGCGCUGACCCUCGGGUCGGGGGCAGCGGCUACAAUUUCCAGCUGCAGUUUUUUGGCCAACGAGGAGAGGGACACCGGCGGAGCCGUCUUGGCGGAGGGGGGAGCGAGCUUGACCGUGCGGAACUGCACCUUCGCGGACAAUUCAGCGGCAAGGGGAGGGGCCAUUCAUCUGAAAGACGACGCCACUGCUACCAUCGACAACUGCACACUCUCCGGCAAUAACGUCAAGCUGGUCAACGCGUCGAGCCCCGACCGCCCCUCGUCACCGAAUGGACCCGGCAGGGGAGCUGGGGCGGGCGGCGGGCCCCAAGGCCCGGCGCCUGCCUCCACACCUGGAGGCGGGGGCGGAGGUGGCGGCGGCGGUGGCAGCGGCGGUGGAAGUCAACAGCUGGACAACGCACCAAGUGGUGGCGGUGGUGGUGGCGGCCGUGGCGGUGGUGGGAGUGGAGGUCAACAACAAAAUUCGAAUGUCACUUCCAACUUGCUGAGCUUCAGCAACACUGGUGGCGCCAUCCUCGCCAACGGCGGCGUCCAAUUGAAUGUGACCAGCUGUGUGUUCUUGAGGAAUGACGGGGACUCUGCGGGUGGAGCUAUCGCAGCUUCGGAGCGCGUGGUGAUGAACAUUGGAAACUCCGUUUUCAGAAGAAACACUGCCUUCGGCGAUGGCGGCGCCAUUUUUGGUGUGGUGGAAGUUGCCAUGAAUGUGUCGAAUUCGAGUUUCGAGAGGAACACCGCCACGGGCGAAGGCGGACAGGGAAAGGGGGGAGCGAUGUUUCUGUGGAACAAGACGGACGUCUCCAUCGCGGGCUCCUCGUUUUUGAACAACAUGGCCAGGGAGUCGGGUGGCGCCAUCCACGCACUGAGACCCAUAUUCUCGGGACAGCUCUCUGAGCUUAACAUCACGGCCACGGAAUUUGUCGGCAACGUCGCGGGAGAGCCCCUCUCUCGCCAGAAAACUCCAAGCGGCGUCUUGCCGGUAAAAUCUGGGUUUGGCGGCGCCAUUUUCUUGGGCCUGGACGACCCGCGGGCCCCAAGGGCCGAGGGGGAGCUCAACAGCGUGAUGACUAAUGGCGUGACUUUCGCCAACAACAGCGCCGGGCAGGGUGGCGGCCUGGCAUCCGUGAGGGCCGCGCUCCUCCUCAUGGAGUCCGUCGAGUUCGUCGGAAAUUGGGCUCUGGACGGGGGCGGCUGCCACGUGGAGCUCAACAGGAGAUCCAGGUUUGUUGGUGAAGUGGCUGGAGGCGGCGGCGGCGGCGGCGAUGGCGGUGGCAGAAGGGGAGGAGGCAACUCGAACGACCCCGGUGGCGCCGAAGAGGGCGAUGGUAAUCGGCUUGCAGUUGCACGCGCCCAAGGCACCAACCUCAGCUUCCGCGCCAACGCGGCCCUCCGCGGCGCGGGCCUCUUCGUCUUCAAGUCCGUGGACACCGCCCCCGCCAACACGCGCGUCUCAAACGAGGACGGCGACACGACCCCCAAGCUGGGAUUCGCGGGCAUCAGCGACACGGAUGACGUGGUUUUGACCCGCGUUGAAUUUUUGGCCAACGUUGCGUUGACUUUCGGCGGCGGCGUGCACGGGGAGGGCACCCGGGUGAACUGCACGGGCUGCAAAUUUGAAGGGAAUGAGGCGGCGAGGGGCGGCGGGGGGGCGGUGGCGUUUUUUGGGAACUCCGUGCUGCAGGCUCGCCAGGUGCAGAUGACGGACAACAGCGCCACCGAUGGUGGGGCCGUGCACGCGGUCAACGCUCUCGUUGACCUCGUCGACUCGGUCGUCGAAAACAACACCGCCGAGGAGCUUGGCGGCGGCCUAUUUGUGGACAUCCCGGGAGAUGCAGCGUUCCAAUUCGGGAUAGCCGGGCGCGCUGAAAACGUCACAUUCGAGGGCAAUCGGGCUCGCAUAGGAGGGGGCAUGUACUUUGCGCUCGCGGACCCGCCCUCACUGCUGCUGCCCGCCGGCGAUCAAGUCAACUGCAGCGACCUGGAUUCCUCCGACGCGUCAGUUUCUAGGUCCCUAGAAAUCGGAGCCGCGUGCUUCGAGGACACCCAGGGGCGGGACUCCAAUCGCACGUGGUUUCUGACGGGGGCGGCGUUCGUCAACAAUGAGGCCAACGCCACGGGCGGCGCGGUUUUCGCGACAAAAGGCAGCUCCGUGCGCCUGUGCUGCGCCACAACCCCCGACUGCAGUCUCGAUUUGGUCAACGUGCCCCGCGAGGACGCUGUGGGGAACCUGCUGUCCAGCGGCAUGGCCACCUUCGGCCCGGCCACCGCCUUCCUGGUAGACUCCGGCGACCCCUGCCCGGACACCUGGAAUGGCAACUCGGUGACUGAUCAGUCCCGAACCGUUGCGACAGCUGCCAGCACCAUCCAGGCGUGCCGGUUCGCGGAUGGCCAAAAAGUCAACGUCACGUGCGUUGACGGGUCAACGACACCGUUGACUUUGGUCAACCAGACCAGCGGCGCCGUGGUGGACCCCUUCUGGCUGGUGCUUCUGGAUGACUUCCAGAACCCUGCGCGCGGGGAGAACGGGACGCUCGCCAGCAUCUCAAUUUCGAAUUUGAGCUCGAUGGUGGAUUUGGGCGGGCAGCUGAUCGAGCAGGCCGCAGGGCUCAUGAACUUCACCGACGUGCGCCUCACAGCGCCAACCGACGCCACUUACAACUUGAAUUUGAAUUUCGAACCGCCAGUACUUAAGCCGGUGUUGAUAUCGGUGCACGUGCGGGGCUGCGCUCCCGGGGAGGUGGCCCGCGACGGCGGCCUACGCUGCGAGCGCUGUCUGGAGGGGCUGUUCAGCUUCGGCGUUGACCUCGUGCAGAGUGUGCCCGGCGGGUGCGGCGUGCGUGGGGAGCACUGUGGCGCCAGCGGACGGGCGGUGGCAGGUGGGGUGUCGUCCAAGAAGUAG
Molecule: messenger RNA, 3534 nt
Organism: Ostreobium quekettii
Lineage: Eukaryota; Viridiplantae; Chlorophyta; Ulvophyceae; Bryopsidales; Ostreobiaceae
Source: the annotation of a GenBank genome assembly